CGGUCGCGGCCUUUCGAAACUUCCACAGCUACGGUGAAGUUUCGCUCGACAGUCGACACAAAGGAGGUAUUUGGGUUUUCGUUAAAAUGCCGGCAGAUUUCUGUUCAGAGCGUGGUUUGUUCGGGGGGGCUAUAGUUAGCACAUUCCCUCUUAGAUUCCAGGACGUGAGCAACAUCCGGCAAGUCCCUGAUCAUCAGGAAGUGUUUGUGGAUCCAUCUCGGGAUGAAAGCUUGAUCUUUGAGCUUUUAGAUUUUAAGCAUGAUGUUUGUGACAAUGGAAGUGCUGUUUGGUUCCUUCAAGACCUUGCCACUGAGCAGGAUGCUGAAGGAAGCGUGGUGAUUGAGCAAUCCGGGGUGAUCGAGGCACCUGGACUAUGUUAUGGUAAUAUACCUUCUGUAGUUACAACUGCCGUUGGCCAAAUGUCAAUUUCAAAGGGCCGGCAAGGAAGAGAAGCUCAAAAUAUUGUCAGGGUUUAUUUGGCGAAUCUUCGUCUGAAAGGAGUUGGUACAGAUGUGCUAAUCUCUGCUUAUGAACCCAUUGUCAUAAAUCCUUUGAGCGAAAGUGCUAGUUCAGUUGGCUCUGGUUUGGCCACUCCUGCCUCACAAUCCGGAUGCAUGCCAAUGGCUGAAGUAUUCAAACUCGCAGUUUCCAGCUUUAAAGUCUACGACUGGAGCCUUUUCGGCACAUCUGCCUAAUCAUUUUAAAGAGGAGAUAGUUUCAUCGUGAAUUCUUAUUUCAUUUGGAUGUUAAAAGUAGCUAGCUAGCUAAGGUGAGUCUGAUAUGUUACAUUGGGAAUGUUCCUGCUGCUCUCUUCAGUGUGGAAAUUGUUUGUAGAGGUUUUAGGGCUGUCAUUGUUGUUGGUUUUUUAUUUUACUUUAUGGGAAGUUGAAGAUAAGAAGUAGCAAAUGUGAAUAGCGGCAACCCCUUUAAGGUGGACAAAAUAGAACAAGCAUUAGCUGUUUGUAGUAGGACCCCAUAUUUCUGUAUCAGUCAAUCACGUGGCAAACAAAAGGUUUGAAUAUUAAACCAAUGACUGACUGGCCAUAUCAUGUA
Messenger RNA from Benincasa hispida (wax gourd), 1053 nucleotides. RefSeq names its product ran guanine nucleotide release factor, putative (Mog1/PsbP/DUF1795-like photosystem II reaction center PsbP family protein). Gene Ontology annotation, cellular component: nucleus. Lineage: Eukaryota; Viridiplantae; Streptophyta; Magnoliopsida; Cucurbitales; Cucurbitaceae. Gene Ontology annotation, biological process: protein import into nucleus. The record is from RefSeq and is a predicted model, not a curated record. Gene Ontology annotation, molecular function: guanyl-nucleotide exchange factor activity; small GTPase binding.